AUGGAGACAACCCUACAUUAUGAUCUUGGCAACAUCUAUCACAGUUUCGGAGAAUUACAGAAAGCCAUAGAGUACCAUGAACGAAGCCUAAAAAUAUCGAAAGAAUUGGGAGACAGGGCAGAAGAAGGAAGAGCGUACAGUAAUCUUGGCGACGACUAUUACAGUUUUGGAGAUUUUCAGAAAGCCAUAGAGUACCAUGAACGACACCUCAAAAUUUCGAAAGAACUGGGAGACAGGGCAGGAGAAAGAAAGGCGUACUUGAAUCUUGGCAACGCCUAUUACAGUCUUGGCGAUUUCCAGAAAGCUAUAGAGUACUAUGAACAAAACCACAAAAUUUCGAAAGAAGUGGGAUACAGGUUAGGAGAAGGAAGAGCGUACCGUAAUCUUGGCUACGCCUAUCACAGUCUUGGAGAUUUCCAGAAAGCCAUAGAAUACUUUGGAGAAGACAACAACAUUUCGAAAGAAGUGGGAGACAGGGCAAGCGAGGGAAUAACGUACCGUAAUCUUGGCUACGCCUAUCGCUGUCUUGGAGAUUUUCAGAAAGCUAUAGAGUACCAUGAACGACACCUCAAAAUUUCGAAAGAAGUGCGAGACAGGGCAGGAGAGGGAAUAGCGUACUGUAAUCUUGGCUACACCUAUCACAGUCUUGGAGAUUUCCAGAAAGCUAUAGAGUACCAUGGACGACACCUCAAAAAUUCGAAAGAAGUGGGAGACAGGGAAGGAGAAGGAAAAGCGUACCGUAAUCUUGGCGUCGCCUACAGAAAUCUUAGAUGUUUCCAGAAAGCCAUAGAGUACGAUGAACGAAGCCUAGAAAUUUUCAAAGAAGUGGGAGACAGGCCCGAAGAAGGAAGAGCGUAUGGUAAUCUUGGUAACGCCUAUGACAGUCUUGGAGAUUUCCAGAAAGCCAUAGAGUACCAUGAACGACGCCUAGAAAUUUCGAAAGAAGUGGGAGACAGGGAAGAAGAGGGAGGAACGUACUGUGACCUUGGCAACGCCCAUUUCCGUCUUGGAGAUUUUCAGAAAGCCAUAAAGUACCAUGAACAACACCUCAAAAUUUGGAAAGAAUUGGGAGACAGGAAAAAAGAAGGAGGAGCGUACGGUAAUCUUGGCUGCGCCUAUGAGAGUCUUGGAGAUUUCCAGAAAGCCAUGGAGUACUAUAAACGAGACUUCAAAAUUUCGAAAGAAGUGGGAGACGGGGCAGAAGAGGGAAGAACGUACUGUAAUCUUGGCAACGCCUAUAGGAGAGGUGGAGAUUUCAAGAAAUCCAUAGAGUACCAUGAACGAGACCUCAAAAUUUCGAAAGAAGUGGGAGACAGGGCAGGAGAGGGAAGAGCGUACUGUAAUCUUGGCAACGCCUUUGACGAUAUUGGAGAAUUCCAGAAAGCCAUAGAUUACAGUGAACAAGCCCUAAAAAUUUUUAAAGAAGUGGGAGACAGGACAAGAGAAGGAGUAGCGUACUGUUCUCUUGGCAACGCCUCUAACAGUCUUGGAGAUUUCAAGAAAACAAUAGAGUACUGUGAACGAGGCCUAGAAAUAUUUAAAGAAUUGGGAAACAGGGAACAAGAAGGAAUAGCGAACGCUUUUCUUGGCGACGCCCACCAAAGUCUUGGAGAUUUCCAGAUAGCCAUUCAGUAUUAUAAGAACAGUGCUAUAGCGUUUGACCAUAUCAGCAGAAAGCUCAUAACUAAUGAUGAAUGGAAGAUUAGCCUAAGGAGUAAGUAUGAUCUUUGUUAUUCGAAGCUGUGGGGGCUGCAGUUUAAGCAAGGUAAUGUCGUCGAGGCACUUUUAACUGCUGAUCAUGGACGUGCACAAGCUUUAAACGAUCUUCUGGAGUUCAAGUAUGGGUUUAAAGGGUUACCUUCAGAAAUAGGAACACUCUCUGCAACAGCCCCUGACAUUCUUAGUUACCUACCAUCAAAUACAGCUUUUAUAGGUAUCAACAAGGAAGGAAUAGUUCUCUGGGUGAACGAGAAAGGAAAAGAAAUCAAAACUAGAAGAAGCCAGAUCGAUGUCUCCGUCACAACCUAUUUUCAAUCUCUUUUGGAAACUACACGUAAAGAAAUAGGUGUGAGAGUUGAUGUUAAUUGUGAAGAUCGCUCAUUAAAAAGCCCAAGCGAUGAAAUGUUAGCGGAAGAAAGAUCCAGUAACCCAAGGUCUCAAUCCUCACGUUUUGAGACAAAGUCAUUACAAACAUUUUACAAUGUUGUUAAAGACCCUAUAAGAGACUUACUCCAUAGCGAUGAGGUUGUGAUUGUGCCACAAGGACCUCUGUGUUUGGCGCCUUAUGCUGCUUUCAUGGAUUUGAAAUCAAAGUACCUCUGCGAAACCGUUAAAAUUCGUCUGCUUCCCUCCCUUUCUAGUCUGCGGUUAAUCCAAAAUUGUCCAGCAGAUUGGCACAGCAAGACUGGCGCCCUUCUCGUCGGCGAUCCAUGGGUACAGGAGGUACCGGUAGUUCAUGGAAAAAAACCACUAGAGCAGUUAGAAUGGGCCAAAAAGGAGGUGCAGAUGAUUGGGGAAAUACUUCAAACUGUACCUCUCGUUGGAAAACAGGCAACAAAAGAUGGAGUCUUAACACGUAUCUCCUCGGUUGCGUUGGUGCAUAUUGCUGCUCAUGGCAAUAUGGAAACAGGAGAAAUUGCUUUGGCCCCAAACAAAACACUUUCAUCCUUGAUUCCAGACAAGGAAGACCAUCUCUUAACUAUGAAAGAUGUUUUAAAGGCACAGAUUAGGGCAAGACUUGUGGUACUUAGUUGCUGUCAUAGUGCCCGGGGAGAAGUCAAACCGGAGGGUGUGGUAGGCAUCGCACGGGCAUUUUUGGGUGCUGGUGCUCGUUCUGUUCUGGUGUCCCUGUGGGCGAUUGACGACGAGGCGACUAUGGAGUUCAUGAAAGUUUUCUACCGAAAUCUAGUCGAUAGACGAAGUGCCAGUGAAGCUCUGAAUAAAGCCAUGAAAUCCAUGAGAGAAUCUGACCGCUUUAAUGCAGUGAAGUACUGGGCGCCGUUUGUUCUCAUUGGUGACGACGUGACGCUCGAGUUUGAGGGAAUCAAAUAA
Porites evermanni is the source of this 3051-nucleotide messenger RNA. Lineage: Eukaryota; Metazoa; Cnidaria; Anthozoa; Scleractinia; Poritidae. The record is from the annotation of a GenBank genome assembly.